AUGAUCCAAGCUGGCUCAGAUGGUUCCGGUGUGGCUACUGAGAUGGUGAACUUAAAUUCGACGGUCAAAAUGAUUUUUCGCAAUAGAGGUACAUUUUUCGGAGUCCAUGUAACAUCCACACCGUUGAAUCUUGCCUACUCCGAACUCACGAUCGCCAGUGGAACUAUAAGAAAAUUUUAUCAAUCAAGAAGCGGUCAUAAAACGGUAACAGUGAUGUUGAGAGGCAGCAACAUUCCAUUAUACGGUGGUGGAGCCGAAUUGAGCAGUCUAAACGGGAAGCCGGUGGCCCCGGUACCCUUGACGCUUAAUUUCACAGUUCGGGCCAGGGCUUAUAUAUUGGGCCAAUUGGUUAAGCCCAAAUUUUACAAAAGAGUCCAGUGCUCCCUAGUUGUGGACCCAAAGAAAAUGAAUGUCGCUAUACCAUUGAAGAACUCGUGCACCUACGAUUAA
Striga hermonthica is the source of this 450-nucleotide messenger RNA. NCBI's taxonomy places the organism in Eukaryota, Viridiplantae, Streptophyta, Magnoliopsida, Lamiales, Orobanchaceae. The record is from the annotation of a GenBank genome assembly.